AUGGAGCCACCUCCGGACGAGGAUCGUCACUUCCGGGACGAACACUACCCGCAACGUCACUUCCGGCAAACCUUCGGUCACGUGAUGAACCCAGGUGGGAACCUCCUCACGCCGGAACAGCUCAAGAAAAGGAACAAGAAGACUCACGAAACCGUGGCGAGAGCGCUACAACAGACGUUCGAGAAACUAGACGACCUGCGAAGGUAUUGCUUCGUGUGUGAGCGGUCGGACAAGGUGAACCGGUGCGCCCGGUGCCAGAUGGUGUACUACUGCGGACAGAAAUGCCAGAAGAGGGACUGGGGCAGGCACAAGAAGGUCUGCAAGUUCCUGAGUGGGGAAAGGAUAGAUCAGGUAGCUGAGACGCUGCCCUGCCAGAACGCGUGCCAUGUCCUGAAGCCGGGGCGCGCUUGGACCAAACCGGCGGGCGAAGUCGCGACCUGGGCCGACUGGCUCGCCAUCAACCCCUCGGUGGCCGCCGAGAUCCAGCGAAACGUCCCGUCCAUGGUGGAAUGGUACAGCUUCAUCGGCCGGCCUGCAAGCGAAGCCGCGGUGACCGAAUCUCUUCAACGCUGCUGUACAGAGAUGUUAACGCACCCAAUCGUCAUAGGAAAAGGGCUGGUCACUUUUAAAGUAGACCCUCGGGAAAAACCUGUCCAUAUACACAUGGUCGGGGCGGCCAAACCAGAACUUUUGAUGUCAGAGAUCGCAACCAGUACGCAAGAACUCUCGGCCAUGUUUCCCAACCACCAGGGCAUGCGGAUUCUCUUGGUAGGACCCGAGGUUCCACACAAACUUGCCAUCGGCAACCCUCCUAGUAACAAGGCUCUCAGUAAAGGGAGGAUAGAGUAUGUGUACUGUAACGAACUGUAUCAUGACUUUGUGCACAGGUACGUGGACCACAAGAGGUGCCCGGCCGCUGAUUUAGUCAUUGCCUUACAUCCAGGACUUCAUACCGAAGUCCUCAUAGAGCCAUGGACCCCAACCAUCAACCUACUCCUAGAUAGGGAGCUACCGACGGUUUUUACCAUGUAUAAUGUGGCGGAGUAUGACGAUUCGGUGGAAAUUCUUGUCCCGUUUCGACCGAAUUACGUGCAGAGUGGGACCAACCCGUUCGGAUCUCUCUUGGCGAAGCAGACGCCUUUUGACUUGAAUCAGGUCUUCGCGUCAAAUAGCUACAUUCUGGCUAUAAAAGGAAGGCAAAAGUAGCAGCCUCCAUAGCAUACCAAAAACUGGGGGUUUGGGGGGUUUUCUUGGUCUUUGGGAGCUUUUAUAUAUGUGCUAUUUUUUGAUUGCAU
Branchiostoma belcheri (Belcher's lancelet) is the source of this 1295-nucleotide messenger RNA. Its product is annotated as putative protein MSS51 homolog, mitochondrial. The record is from RefSeq and is a predicted model, not a curated record. The transcript has 3 exons. Bases 1 to 1206 code for a protein of 401 amino acids. Lineage: Eukaryota; Metazoa; Chordata; Leptocardii; Amphioxiformes; Branchiostomatidae.